This is a messenger RNA of Rattus norvegicus (Norway rat), 16062 nucleotides long. The record is from RefSeq and is a predicted model, not a curated record. Lineage: Eukaryota; Metazoa; Chordata; Mammalia; Rodentia; Muridae.
GGCCGCGCUCCGCCCCGCCCACCCUUGCUUCGCCCGGCUCUUCCCACCGGCUCGGAGCUGCAGGCCACGGCCCAGGGGCGGGGCGGCCGGGAGGAACCGCGUUCUGGAGCGGGAGGGAGAUCCGCCGCGGAGUUACGGGAAAGUUGGUCCGAGUUCUCGGGAGUUUCCCGGUGUGGUCCCUUGCGUUCGGCCGGCUGCUCCCAGGCUCCUUUCCUUCCUACGGCCUUCACGGUCCAUUCGGUCCCUCUUUCUGCCACCGGCCGCCAUGGAGCAGCCGCCGGCGCCCAAGAGUAAGCUAAAAAAGCUGAGUGAAGACAGUUUGACUAAGCAGCCUGAAGAGGUCUUUGAUGUUUUGGAGAAGCUUGGAGAAGGGUCUUAUGGAAGUGUUUUUAAAGCAAUACAUAAGGAAUCUGGUCAAGUUGUUGCAAUUAAGCAAGUACCUGUUGAGUCAGAUCUUCAGGAAAUAAUCAAAGAAAUUUCCAUAAUGCAACAAUGUGACAGCCCUUACGUGGUGAAGUACUAUGGCAGUUACUUUAAGAACACAGACCUCUGGAUUGUUAUGGAGUACUGUGGAGCCGGGUCCGUUUCAGACAUAAUUAGAUUACGAAACAAGACAUUAACGGAAGAUGAAAUUGCAACUAUUCUAAAAUCCACGUUGAAAGGAUUAGAAUAUUUGCAUUUUAUGAGGAAAAUACACAGAGAUAUAAAAGCUGGGAAUAUUCUCCUCAAUACAGAAGGACAUGCAAAGCUUGCAGAUUUUGGAGUGGCUGGCCAGUUAACAGACACGAUGGCAAAACGCAAUACUGUAAUAGGAACCCCGUUUUGGAUGGCUCCCGAGGUAAUUCAAGAAAUAGGUUACAACUGUGUGGCUGACAUCUGGUCCCUUGGCAUUACGUCUAUAGAAAUGGCAGAAGGAAAACCUCCUUAUGCUGAUAUACAUCCAAUGAGGGCUAUUUUUAUGAUUCCUACAAACCCACCACCAACAUUCAGGAAACCUGAGCUCUGGUCUGACGACUUCACGGAUUUUGUGAAGAAGUGCUUGGUGAAGAGUCCUGAGCAGAGGGCCACUGCCACCCAGCUGUUACAGCAUCCUUUCAUCAAGAAUGCGAAGCCCGUGUCGAUAUUGAGAGAGCUGAUCACGGAAGGCAUGGAAAUCAAGGCCAAGCGGCAUGAGGAGCAGCAGCGAGAGCUGGAGGACGAGGAGGAAAACUCGGAUGAAGAUGAGCUGGAUUCGCACACUAUGGUGAAGACUAGUUCAGAAGGUGUGGGCACAAUGCGGGCCACCAGCACGAUGAGUGAAGGGGCCCAGACCAUGAUUGAACACAACAGCACCAUGCUAGAGUCGGACCUGGGGACCAUGGUGAUAAACAGUGAGGAUGAAGAGGAGGAAGACGGAACCAUGAAAAGAAAUGCAACGUCACCCCAAGUACAAAGACCUUCUUUCAUGGACUACUUUGAUAAGCAGGACUUCAAGAACAAGAGUCAUGAAAAUUGUGAUCAGAGCAUGCGUGAGCCAUGCCCUAUGUCAAACAAUGUUUUUCCUGACAACUGGAGAGUUCCUCAAGAUGGAGACUUUGAUUUUGAGCAGUGUUGUCCUCCCAGGGCUAUUUGGUGAAAUGUCUGCACACAUUUUUGAUUGUCUCAACUCCAAGCUGCCACUGUCAUCUUGUAAGCAGAAGCCAGGAUACUGCUGCAUCCUGCAAAGCGAUCAUUACCACUACUCACCACCCAGGACAAAGGAUUACCCAGUUCCCAAUGUCACUCUUGCCAAGAUUGCAAAACCAUGAAAAAGACUUUGGAGCCCUUUCUUUAAGUCCUUCCCCUCUCCUGCCCCCUGCUUUCAUCCAGACCAUGGUGGUGUGGUGGUUGUGUUAAGCUACCCAAUUCAGCUUUAAACCACAGCUCCCAGCCUUACCUACAGAGGGUUUCUUAGCUACAGAGGUGGCCCUUUUUGUUAGAGAGCAGAGAGAGGAAGUGGCCGAAGAACUGCUGUGGAGAGGAACCAUGAAUAAGGUUUAUGGGAAAGAAAAGAUCUGGGGAACUUGUCCUAAGCGCACCUUGGGAAGAGCACUCGGUUUAAAUGCGUAUAUUUUAGAGGAUUUGUUUUUGUUGCCCCAUUGGGACUCAGCUAAGAGUCUCAUUGCCAUACAUAGAUAGAUAGGAGGACAGUCGAACAGACAGUUUAUUCAGAACAGGUUCUGUGUGACACAGGACCUUUCAUGAAGAGCUGAAGACACAUAAAUGCAGAUGGAGUUGAAUGUACAUGGAGUUGUGGAGGCAGAGGGAUCCGAGCUGCUGUUGGCAUCUGGGUCAGGAGCAGAGCAAGAGAAGCUGCUUUAGCAUGCUGCUCUGUGCAGAGUGCCCUCCAUCCCAACAGUGAUGGGAUGUUUCCUCUUCUUCACAUGUCCUUAGCGCAAAGCUGUGUGCCAGGGUAAUAAAUGUGGGGGUGGCAUGUUCUUAAAUUUCUGAUGUAAAAGUAUUAAGCCAUACAGAGUUGUAGAAAAACUAUUGCCCAUGAUUUAAUUUAUAAAUGAAAAUAUAAAAAACAUUUUGGGUUGACUAUAAAAAUAAUUUUGUAUAUAGUUAUUUUUAAGAUUAAAUCAAGUAUAAAUAAUUAUCACUUUUCUGGUAUCUAUUAUUCAUGUCAUUAAAAAUGCCACAGUUUUGUAGUACAUUUGUUUUAUUGCGACACUAAAAUCUCUCAUGCAUUUGCCUCUUGUUUGUCAGUUCUCAACUUGGAGUGGGUGUCGGGCAACAUUGCUUCUACCUGGAAUCGAUUUUCCCCUUUUUUCUAUUAGAAUGAGAAUCCUAGUUACAGGAAGGCCACACUACCAGCAUAUAGCCCAUAGCCCUUAAAACUGCUGGUAAGUAUAAAGUAUAACGUUUACAGUGGCCUCUGACAGUGCCCUUGAUGGUUCUGAUUGCACCUACUAACUCUUCUGGAACCCUCAUCGCCUGUCCUACUGCUCAGCUUACUCAGCCCGGGUCUCCCAGGGUUAGGGUUUGCCAGCCAUAAAGCUGUCUGUGCUGAGGUGCUCCUCCUGAGUGUUUAUUCCUGAGCAAAACAUCACUAACCCGAUUUCAACAAAUUAUCUGGAUGAAACAGAGGACGUUAUUGUGUUGAACAUAUGUAGAACAUUAAGCUUUUCUCUCUAGUGCCUUAAAUAGAGACUUAUAAUUUAUAUAUUCAACAUAAAUUCGAUAUAUGUUGUAUUAGAAGUCAAUCAAGCCUUGGUGUUUUUCGUGCCUAGUAUACCUACCAUUGUCUUGAAGUAUAUUUAAGGCUUUAGUAUUGCAAUCAUUAUAGUAGUGAAUGGUUCACUUUAAAGUGAAUGAAAAUAUCUCUGUUUAUUGUAUUUCAUCAUGAUAAAGUCACCUGAUGAAAUAACACUUAAGUUGGAGCCAUUUAUGUGGUACCACUGGAGGGUCAGCAGAGAAAGGCCAGGCAGUUCCAGAGGGAGACUAGCUUUAUUGUCUCAGUUAUCUCGUCUGGCAAAGCGAGGUCAUGCCGAGCACAAUGGCUGUUCUCAGUUCUGCUAUAAGGAGAGUCUUUGCUCCAGACCGCACGGUGAGCUCACUUCUCUCACAGUAAAGGUGCUGCUUAGCCCAUUUCACAGUGUGUGUCAGAUGUCUUAAGACAUCUUCAAGGUUUUCUAUUUUCUCUUUUAAAAAUCCCAGAUUUGGGGCUCAGGAGCCAGCUUAGUGGUAAAGAGCACAGUUUCUAACAUGUGGCUGCAUACAACUGUCUAUAACUCAGACCCAGGGGUCUGACCUCCACUGCACACUGUGGCACACGGACACGUGCAGAGUCACAGUGCUUCAGCUCAGACCAGCGUUUGUUAUUUACAAAGUCUGCUGUGUCAGGUUAUACACGGUGGAAUCCCGUUUCUAGUGGGACAUAGUGGUGCACAGCUGUAAACCCAGAACAUGGGAGGCUGAAACCGGAGACUUACUGCAAGUUCAAGGCCAGCAUGGGAUAGAUGCACAGUGAGAUUUUUAGAGUAAGAAUGGCUCCCAUCGAUCUGAAUGUUUAGUCACCGUGGAGUGGCUCUAUUGAGGAGAUUAGGAGAUAUGGCUUUGUUGGAAGAAGUGUGUCACUGAGGCUCUGAGCUUUCAAAAACCUAAGCCAGGCCCAGUGGCUUUCUCCUGCUGCCUUUGGAUCCUGCUGUAGAAUUCUGAGCUACCGUGUCUGUCUGCAUGGCACCCUGCUCUCCAGCGUGAUGGUAACAGUCUGAACAUCUGAACUAUAAGGAAGCCCAGUCAAAUGCUUUGCUUUAUAAGCAGUGCUGAGGUCAUGUUGUCUCUUCACAGUAAUAGAACACUGACUAAGACACGGGAGAACACUGCCAGUCCGCCUCUCCCCACGAAUGUUAAUCAUAAAAAGCAAGGCAUGUUAGUGCAUGACUAUAAUCACGUGGGAUUACUGCAUGUGGGAGGUGGGAGCGGGAAGAUCAGGGCUUCAAGGUCAUACAAUAGCCUGGCCUGGGUGAGACUCUGUCUUUAAAGAACAAAAUUUGUCUUUAAUAAAAUUCACAGUAGCUUUCCCAGCAGUCUGGUGACUAUCUGUUGUAUUGGAUCUUUUAAGUUGCUGGCAUUGUGCUUAAGAAUUGGGGUGGGGGUGGGGUUGAGGAUGAAAUGGACAUAGCUCCUAAGGAUGCCUCCACCCAUUUUCUUAUAAAUGGAUGCUCUGUUCUGUCUUUAGUUCUUGAUCCUUCUGAUCAAGAUCAUACAUACUUUUUAGCCACAGCUCUUCCAGGCACAUGAACCUGAGAGCCUUUGAUGUUUUUGUUUUCUACCCAGCAUUAAGAUAUCAACCAUAUGAAUAGUGAUUCCUAAUAAGGGUUAAGUAAGGCAUAAGUACACUUAGAUUUUCGAAAACUCCACAGUUAGAUCUUUAAUGAUUAAUAUAAUAUUGCCUUUUAAUAUAUUUAAAUACAUGAUAAUGUUGAUCAAUGCUAAUAAAUUGGUAGAAAGAAAUUUUAAGGAAAUGUAACUAAUAAAUUAAGGGAUUAUGGUCAAUAAUCACACCAGUUAGUAUCCACUCUUACUAGAAUAGUAACUCCUGUUUCUCCCUGGAUAGUCAGUUCUUAAAGAUAGAUAGAUAGAUAGAUAGAUAGAUAGAUAGAUAGAUAGAUAGAUAGAUAGAUAGAUGGAUGGAUGGAUGGAUGGAUGGAUGGAUGGAUGGAUGGAUGGAUGGAUGGAUGGAUAGAGGGAUAGAUAGAGGGAUGGAUGGAUGAUGGAUGGAUAGAGGGAUAGAUAGAGGGAUGGAUGGAUGGAUGGAUGGAUGGAUGGAUGGAUGGAUGGAGGCUGAGAGACAGCCCAGCAACUAAUAGAACCUACUCCCUUUGUAGAGGACCCUAGUUUGGUUCUGAGCACUCAUUAUGCAGCUCGUGACCACCUGUAACCACUCCUCUGGCCGUCUGCUGCCCUCAUCUGGCUUUGAAGGAUAUCUGUACACAAAAGUACAACCCCACACACACACACAUGCAUGCACACACACAAUUUAAAAGAUUAUAUAUCUAAAUAUUAACGAAAUAAUAAAAUAUGGGCUCUUUAAAAUUAAAGCUUUUCUGUAUCUAAGGGAGACAAAAAAUUUACCUCAGAAAUAAACGGAGUCAGAAGCCAGGCCUGGAGAUAUGGGGAUGUGAUUCUAGCUACUCCAGAAACUAAAGCAAAAGAAUUUCAAAUCAAGGCCUGUCAGAAUUAUAAGGUGAGUUCAAAGCACCUUAUAAUGUAAGGUGUGAGACCUGAAGAACAAUGCUGCUGACCCAGCUCAGUGGUAGAGCACGGACCAUCGUGCUUACAGCUGUGCAUCCAGUCCCAGUGCAAAAGCCAACGUCCAGAUAAAUGUCCAGAUAAAAAUUAAUUGCAGAUUAAAUAGGUUUAAUAAUAGAUUGAAUAUAUUAUAGAGGUUUGCAGAAUUCAAAUGAGUUAUGCUUUUUUCUGGAUUCUUAUUUAUUUGACCAAAACGUUGUUAAGUACCAAAUGCUGAAAUCUGAAGAUCAAGGCCAGCCUUGUGCUUGGCUCUCACAUUGUGCAGUUCUGGUAUAACAGGUAGUUUAAUUAUUUACAGCACAACAGCCCAUUGUAACACAGCCAUAGGUGCCGCCUUUAGGUGCAUAGAGAAAAAGUAACUAACUCUGUAGAGACCACUUACCAGGAAGACUUGAUGAAGUUCGCUUAAUUUCAAUCCUAAAAAUGAGUAGAACUUCAAAGGGAACAGUGUUAGCAACAACUUGGAGCCAAGGUAGGAAAGUGCAAAUGCAUUUUCUUCAUAGAAAAGCAUGUGGCCAUUAAUUCUAGCCUCUUAAGUUUUUGAACAUUUAACUGAUAGCUCAGUGUGGAAGGAGCUUGCUGACUACAAAGAACCAAAAGUGAGACCGUGACGUGACGAUGAGAAGGCAAGUAUGUUGGUGAGGGUCAUAUGACCAAAGCUGUAGCCCCUUGCCGGUCUGCAUUCAUGAAUGGCCAUGUCGGGGUUACAUGCAAUGAAGAGCAGCUAGCUAUCUGAGGAUCUUUAGGGACAUGGUAUGGCUCAGGGUGAUUUAAAAAAAAAAAAAGGUCUAGCUAACUACUGUUAGAGAAUAAAUCGGAGGGAAGCAUGGGAGAAAGAAAGCUAGCUAGUAGUCUUAGAAACAGCCUGCUCGAGCUAAGGGGGCCCUGAGCAGGAGGGUGGAAGAGGGGUAAGAGGCACACAUCCAGACCCAUCAGUAGACAGCAUGAGCAUGCAUUGUAACCUUUAAAUAUGGUAGGGGCUUAGCAAAAAGACCUUACCAUAAAAUACAGCAUUGUGGCAGUUGAAAUUGUGGGUGAGCUUCAAGGCAGAUUUAUUUGAUUGGUUGGUUGAUAGAUUAAUUGAUUAACUGUGAUACAGGUUCUCAGUAAGAGCACAGACUGACAGAAUGUACACUCCCUUCCCAGUCUCCUGGGGCAGAAUUCCAAGUGUACAUUACCCAUGCCCAGCCCUAUACUUGUUUUUCUUUUUAAAUUUUUAAAAUUAUUUUAUUAUUUUAAGUGUACAAGUGUUUUGCUUGUGUGUGUGUGUGUGUGUGUGUGUGUGUGUGUGUGUGUGUGUGUGUGUGGUAUGCACCACUUAUUUUCAGUAUCUAUAGAAGCCAGAAGAAGGCAUGGGAUCCUCUGGAACAGGAUUUAGCUACAGUUGUGAGCAAACUCGGGGUGCUGGAAAAUGAACCCAAGUCCUCUAGAAGCUCAGCCCCCAAGAGCUCUGAAAGCUCUUAACUACCAAGACAUCUUCAGUCCCUGGUUUUUUGAUAUGCGUAUUUUAAAUGUGAGAUAUUCAAAGGUAUUUCUUGUUGAUGUAAAGAAUGAAAUAGAGAGCUAGAUGGUGCACAGGACAAAAUGUCGUUCUGUUUCUGAGUAACAAGGCAGUGGUCAGUAAGCAGGGGGCUGCAGUCCUCCGCUAACACCAGUGAGGUAUGUGGAUAGAACACGAUGGUAAGUGACACUGCUUCAUAUUGGAAAGGAAUUUGGAGCUCCGUGUUGUGAUUCAAAUCACGAGAUACCUUCUUUUAUGCCAGGCAAUGGCUUAUUUUCAUGGUCCGUUUUGAACGUUCUUGUUCAAUCAUUUAAAAGGCUAUUAUGUCACCCUGUGCUCUCCUAGGAAUUAUAAAAGAAUAAUAAAGUUUUGAAAGCACUUUACAAAAUUAAAGAAUUAUAAAAAUGCUAAGUGCUUUGUGUGGUCAUUGAUUUAAUCUUAUAAUGUUUAGACCAUUUUGCCAACUCAAUGUGGAUUUUAUAAUACGUACUUGUUCUUACUCUGUUUUCUGUGAAUUUUCACAUUCUGAUUUUAUUAUCUCCUUAUGUGCAUUUUUGCUAGUUUAGCAACAGUGAUUAAUUUUAAAUUAUUUAUUGUAGUUAAAGCAAAAAUAAAGUAAAACUGAAUUUUCUAGCGUAAGUAAAAUUCUUUGGGUUUAUAAAAGUCACUCUGACUUCGUAGAGCAGAGCAUAAAGAGUAUAGUCAAGCAAGGUAUGGUGACUCAUACCUGUACCUCCUGCAGUCAGAGGUUAAGGCAGGAGGAUUGCUGAGUUCAAAGUCAUGCCGGGUUAUGGAGUGAAACCCUGCCCCCUCCCCUCAAUGAUGGUAGACCCAAGCUAAUUGGACAUUUGAGGAUAUUGAGUUAACUCUGGAAGUUACUUAACCAUUCUAAUCUUCAUUAGUAGGACCUGCAAGUAUUUAUAAACUUAUCAUCUCCUCAAUGUGGGGUUUGUGUGAAUAAACACUAGGAUGUAAAGAAGCAGUGGUAGAUUCAUUUUGUUUAGAUUUAAGAGCCACUGACAUUCUGGGGAAAAAACUGAAUCUAAUUUACAGCCUUUGUGAAACCCUAUAUUGGAAACAUUCACUGCGGUCAAAACAAUGUUUCUUUGUUUUAAUAAAUAUAUGUCUUAAGAAGCUCACAUUUUUAAAGAUUACUUUAUGUGUACAUCUUUAAAUCACCUAUGUGCAGGGUACAUCAGAAGAGGGUGUGGGACCCCUGGGAACCAGAGUUACAGGGUUUGUAACUGUCCUGAGGGUGCUGGGAACGGGACAGUGGCACUCUGCAAGUGCAGCCAGUACCAGUUGCUGAGCAUCUCUCUAGCCUCCUGAAAGUUUAACCUCUGGUGCUUCUAAGACUUUGAACUUUCACAAAUUAUAUUAUUUUACUGUUUCACAAAAAACCGUUGCUUCUUAUGUAUGAUAACAGUGUCUGCUGGAGGCAAGCAGUUGAUCCAUGUAUUACCAUCAUUGUAUGUACGUAUCCACAGGAACAUGAAUCCGUAUGGGAGACUAUCUCCUGCAGAGUUAGCCUGAAAAAAGUAAAGAGCCGAAUGCUGCCCUGGUCUUUUCAUGCACUCAGCUCGUCAGUGGGGUGUCCAACACAAUCCGAGGGAUACUCUCUCACAGAAGCAUAGAAACAGCUUAGUAUUCUAAAGUUAUCCAUAUGUAGUUUACUGCCUUACACACAGCCCAUCAGUGCUAUUGGUGAUUCCUUUCUGGUUUAGAAAAUAUUUUCAAAACACAUUAAUAACAUUUUUUUAAAGUGAAAUUUAAAAAUAGAAAAGCAGGCCUUCUCUCUUUAAGGUGAAAAAUGUGCAGCACCAAAUAUGGGCACCAGAGGGUGCUGGCUAGCCAAAGACCUGCUGUUCCCAUGGAGGCCGAGUGAGACCCUGUCCUUGUGAGAGGGAGCUUCAUGUCCAUGGAGCGCAGUGGCUUCAUGCUCUUCAGCUCCACAAACCACUAAUCUGAAAGUGACCCAUCUUCCUGAGUACUCAAGGGCCAGCAAUCAGCUGAAACACCCCAUCCGUCACAAGCAUGUGCACCUCCUGAGCUUAAGUGUUUGACCUCACACCACCCUGUUGAGGACUCAGAACUCACCCUAUACAAUUCAGGUAAUGUUGGAGUAUUUAUUUUUAUUCCUUUCUACUGGUUCCCAGUAGCAACUUUCUUAAUGGAACUUGAAAACCUGUCACAAACUAGUCACAGGUCGUUUACCAUUUAGCUAUGCUGUAAGAUAGCUAAGAAGCUCACUCCUCUAGGAGCCACUAAACAGUGUCUCCUUUGAAUGCUCAGAGCAGAGAUUUCCCAGGGAAAGAGAAAGACCCACUGCCAUCAUCCUGGCAGAGUCUCGCGCCCUGUUUGGUAUUGUUAUAAUUCAGAAUGAGAAAAAGACCAGUGAAAACUAGUUUUGGGUGACUGAAAACUUAGAAGGUAGUUAACAAAAUCCACAGGUGCCUUCGUAUUUAAGAGUCCUUUCUUAUUUGAGCAGCACAGCCUGGUGCAGCUGCUGAUGUGACAGCCAGUGUAGGCUGUGAGAAGGACGACAGUCUGCUAGCAGGCCCUGUGUGAGGCUGACGAUGUAGAUGACACAGUAUGUCUGCAGGAAGAAAGCAACAGCCAGAGCCGUGCCUGGCAGUACUGCAGCUGGGCUACGGUGGACUGCUGAGGACACAAGGACUGUGCUAGAUGAUGGUGGGGUGGGGGGCCUUUCAUAGAAGAAGCACUCUGGCAAAGAGAAGUAGCUGAAAACGUCUGUUCAUAUGGACAGAAAAUGGGCCAGUGGAACUGAAAGACAGCACUGAUACCCGUAGAGAGCAGUGUGUAUGAACCAGCUCUGUUUAGUAAUAGUUUCUUAGCAAAUUCAAUGUAUCUAUUUCGAUUUUGUACCUCCUCUGAAUUAAAAAGGCAAGGAACAUCUUUUUUGCAAUAUUCCUGCUUACGAAUGCUUCUGUUAGUUCCAGGUGUUAGGCACUCAUGGCUCAGUCUGUUGUAUCACUAGGGGCUGGGAAUCACAUGGUAUUGUGUGAGAAUACAAAAUAGUUUCAGAAUAAUUUCCCAAUGGAUGAGCUAUUCUUUCAACAACAGGAUAUGUCAGCCACGUACAGGACACAGGGCAUUGUGGGAAACUCCUCAGGAGCUCUGGCGUUUGAAGUAGCUGUCUGUGACCUUUCCAGUAGAAGUCAUAGCCUGCCUCUCAUUUGCUUCCUAAUUACACAUGCACUUCCCCAAUCCUUAUUAGAAUGGACUUUUUAAAGAGUGAGCUGAAAUUUCAUCCUGUAAAAUAAAAUGUAAAGAUUGACUACUGAAACUACUUCAUACCAACGUGUAUUAUUCAAACCAGAGCUCAAAUUCUGAUACCCAAGUUCCCACUCACAGCCACAGUCCCCUGACAUGGCAGUGUGUAGAUGCAAAGUAUGAUUAGCUGCACUCUGCAAAACCCUAGCUGGGCUCUGCCUGUGUUGUCACAGUAGCAGUGAAGCCACUCAGAAAGCAGGUGUCUGGCUGGAGCCUUGCCUCCCAGGUAUGUCAGCUUGGUACUGCCCUGGCACUGACAGCCUCUGGGGACGUUUGGGAAAGGACUCAUUUUAAAGGUAACACUAGAGCAAACUGCCCCAUGCUUUGUGCUCUACCGAGUGAGUCAGCAGGUAGAAAUCAGAGUCUAAGUCCUGCCCUGCUCACACCUUUUUUCAUUGAAAUACCAUGAAAGUCCUUGCAGCUGUUCAUGUGUAAUACUGGUCCAAGCAUGACGUUUGCUGAGUACCUAUUACAAGUGAUGACAGACAAGAUGGCUCACUGCACAGAUACUGCCACCCUCUCUGCCGACAAGAGCCCUGGGUGUUAAUUUUGGAAGUUGAUGCCUCAGUCAUUGGACCCUACCUAAGACAGUAAUGUUCUGCUGGUCUCAUUUUAUAUCCUCCUGGACCUUAGAUGGAUAACAUUAGGUCCAUCUUGGGUGUUUUCCAUGGUCAUACUUGGUUUCUUUUUUUUUUAAAUGCAAGGUCUCUCCCUGAACCUGAACUAAUGUGACUAAACUAGCAGGCCAUUCACCUCAAGGGAUCAGCCUAUCAGCAUGCUAUGCCCCCAUCCAGUACUGGAACUAGAACACCCAACUUUUCCAUGAAUGAUGAGGAUCUGAACUCAGGUCCUCAUGCUUGCACCACAAGCAGCUACCUAAACCAUACGUUUGGACGACUGUUAAUGAAGGAGUAAGGGAAGAUGCUCUCUCCUGGGUUGGUGGGUGGGUUUUAGAUCUUCCCAAGACCUCUUAUACUAAUUGGGCAUAACUUCCAUGUACCUAACAGUUUUAUAAGAACCCUCCUGUCCAUUCCUGAUAUCUUCUUGGAGUAUUUUGUUGUUAUUUUUGUUUUGGUUUGGGUUUUGUUUCUUUUGGGGAAGGGGGUAUUUGUUUGCUUUGUUUUUGUUUUUUCAAGACAGGGUUUCUCUGGGUAGUCUUGGCUGGCUUCGAACGCACUUUGUAGACCAUUCUGGCCUGGAACUCACAGGCCACUUCUGCCUCCCUGAGUGCGGGGAUUAAAAGCAUGCAGCACCUUUUCCCUGUGCCCUUCUUGGAGUUUUAAUUGAAUUCACAUUGUCUGUUAAUAGCUAGGAAACUAAAAGUACUAUUUCAGCCACAAACUAUGCCAUUCUAAGAUGGAGAGUACUAAAAUAAUUUUAUUUUCUAAGCAGUAUAACUAAUAACAGUGCUGGUCUUUGAUAUCUACUUUAUCACUGCCUUUUAUGUUUUUAAUCAUAUCAUUUGCUAUAAUUUGUGUUUUAAAAGAACUAUAUGUGUUGAUGCUCCAGAACUAAACGGGAUCCUGUUUAUUUUUUAGGUGUUGCUACAUGACUGAAACAUUAUCCAAAGAAAUUAUCCAUUACUAUUUCAAUUUCAUGAUUCAUGUAUUAUGGUUGACCUGUAUUUUUAUUAUAAAGUGAUUUUACUAAGUGAUUUUUACAUAUUUAUGCUAUGGAAAUAUUUAAAUCAUAUAAUAAGUAUUGUGAUGUCUCCACAGCAGGGAAGUCCACUAAUGAACCCACUUGGUGACAUGAAUAAGAGCUGCUGUCCUUGCCUGUUGUACUUGCCAAGGCACGUUAAGUGAUGGCAUUGUUACUGUUUUGCAGAACAGUUGGUAGAAGCCAUUCUCUAAAACAAUGAUAUUCUUUUUUAUGAGCAUGAAUGUCCUAUCAGACAUUCAGAAUGUUAGGGUUUAAAUCUUGGCCCGUGCCCAGACAGAACACACCCAGACAACAUGGUUCCAUGUGGAGAGGUUUAAUGAGAAGAGGAGAGGAGAGAAAAGGCACGGGCCAUGGGCAUGUGGUGGGAAAGGGGAAGGGGGCAAGAACAGAGAAGAACAAAGAGUAAGAGACAAGUAAGAGAGAGAAGUAAGAGAGGGAGUGGGGGCAAGCAGCCCCUUAUAUAGUCAGGCACAGCUGGCUGUUGCUAGGUAACUGUGGGGCGGAGCAUACCUGGCUGUUCCCAGGUAGCUGUGGGGGUGGAGCUUAGACAGAAUACCAACACAGAAUAAAUGUGUACAAAUGUGUGUGUCUAUCCUAAGAUGAAAUUUAUCAAGUGUACUCAAACUACUGUGACUUCCCCAAGAUAAUCUUUCUGAUUUCCUUCACAAACCCCACCCCCUUUGGGGCUGGGAAGAUGGCUCAGUUGGUAACUGCCAGCCAUGCACUAAUUUCCCUUCUUAAUACCACAGUAGACAUCCUUAAAUCAUAACGUAGUGCUGAAGAAGAGUUUUUGUUGCUGUAGAGUUGUUUGUCACUAGUGUCCACAGCAGGGUUCCAGAUUCUGCAGUAACAAGAACACACCACUUUUGUGCAUUCAAAAAGGAACUACUAAAGAAAGAAAAACAGUGCUCUAGGCUCUAGUCCCAACCCUCGGCACUCAUGGCUGCAGGGGUCUCUAGGGUUGGCCUCUGGUAUGCUCACUCUACUGCUAAUCAAUGCUUGCAAAAUAAAGGAGGGAGAAGUGGAUGCUGAAGGAGGCAAACAGUGAGGUAACUUUCUGGGUUUUCACUAAUAAAGAGACCCCUAUAAAGCUUCCAUCCUGUCUGCUUGUUCUAGUCAGAGUGCUACUCAGGGCAGCGCUGCAGGGCCACACAGGCCUAUUUGUCCCAUUCUCCUCAGGGACGGCCUUUCUCAGCUGGGCAGGCACUUCAGCAUGUAGCCACAGAGUCAGUUGGGGAUAUUAAAUGCUUAAGUUUGCAGUUAAAAUUUUAAAAGUUAAUUCUUUUUUUAAAGUUGACAGUCUAAGGGAAAGAAAAAACUUGGUUGUUUUGUUUUUGUUUUGUGUUGUUUGUUUGGUUGGUUUCAUUUUGUUUUGCCUUACCUAGAUUAAAUUCAAACCAGGGUUCUUGAGGGAGAUGUUCACAGGGAAUGGUGGAAUGGCGGUGCCUCCAGAAAAAAAGACUGGCAUUGCUUCCUCAGUCAGCUAGCUGUAUGCUGAGCUGACCCGUCAUGUAAACUCACUGUAUGUAAGUCGGUUCUGAACAUUGCAUUUGAGGAACACAUUGGUAUACAUCAUUACAAAGCUUCUGUAGGCUGAACCAAGGCCUGCAAGAUCACAGGGCCCUAGUGUAGUGUGCUAAGAGUCAAAUGAACACCUUGCCCAGGCUCCUAGAGAGUGUGGAGAAGAAUCUCCAUGGUGUCUGUGCUCCCAGAGAGGGCAGAGGUGUUAAGUUUGCCCAAGUGGCUUCAAGAGCAAAGGAGACAAUACCCCCAAGAGUUAGUUUGCCCCAUGCCAAGAUGAUUGGGCACUGUGGUAAUACCCCUACAUUAUGAAAUACACACACUCCUGCCUCUUCUGUAGACAGACAGACAGAUGACUAGUAAUCAGCAAAGCACUGGAUCUACCCCCACUGUUCAUAACCACCCUGUCAGAAAAGUGUCUCCUCCAGCCCCUCACAACCAAGACCUUAAGGGGAUAGAAAGCUCUGGGCAUGCCCCAUGCUAAGGAAAGGGGGCAGAAUUCACAUUUAAUAUGAAGUUGACAUUCAUAAUUGCUCUAGACUUUUAAUGAAGCCAGUGGGAUGCACUUCACAUUCAUUAGGCAUGUCAGAGAAAUAUGGCACUAUACAGAUGAAAAUAUUUAUUAGAGAAAUAAGCUUUUAAAUUUAUGUAGUGGUCCCAUAGAGAUUUGGCUGCCUAGUCAGCUAGUUUCAGAACAAUUUUAAACACAUUGCAUGAGUAUGUGUGUGUUUGUGUAUAUGUGUGUAUGUACAUAUGCACACGUGCACAUAUAUUUACAUUGUCAUUCCUCAAAAGCCAUCCUGUCUGUCUGUGUCUGUGUGUCUGCUGUCAUAGUAUCUUUCAUUAGUCUGAGACUUGCCAAUUUCGCUAGUCUGGCUAACUGCCUUGCUGGCUGGCUAGCCAGAGAGCCCCCAAGACCCUCAUGUCUCAGCCUCUCAGUACCGGUGAUAAGCACCAACCACCUCGCCAGUGCUUUACAAGAGCUUUGGGGCCUGAGCUUGUGUCCUUAUGCUUGCAAGACAAGCACUUACCUACUGUAUGUGUGCUCUCUCCAGCCGAAGCAUACAGUUUGGUUUUUGUUUUGUUUUGAGUUUUUAAAUUACAUUCUUACUUACUGGGGGUACACAAAGCCACCGUACAUAUGUUGCAGUCAGAAGACAACCCUCAGGAGUGAGGUCUCCUUCAUACAUGUGGGUCACGGGAAUCAAACUGGAGUUACCAGGUCUCCACAGUAGGCGUGUCCACCUGCUGCUGAGCCCUCUCAUCCACCUGCAGUGUUUUUCUGGUGUUGGUUGUGAUCCUUCAUAAUAGAUAGCUUUUGUUUUGAUAAAAUGUUUAGUUGAAAGACAUAAUCACUUACUUUGGCUAUUCCUUAUUUAUAUCUUUGUGUUUUAAACUAUUAAAAAUGUUAAUCCAAGCUGGAUAGCAUGUGCCUUUAGUCCCAGUGCUUGGGAGGCAGAGAUGGGCAGAUCUUGUGAGUUGGAGGGCAGCCUGGUCUACAAAGUGAGUUCCAGGACAGUGGGGCUCUGUAUCGGGGGGGGGGGGAGGGGGAGUGUUAAUCAAAAUUGCUGAAAUAAGGUAUCAUGCAUAGCUAUUUUUUAAUCCAUCCUUUAUAUAUCAAAAGAAUGUAUUUACUGUUUGACUUUAGUUACUCAGUUUUCCUUGUAUGGGACCUGGAAUGUAAAGCUGUGUAUUGUAAGAGCACAGUUGUACUUGAAUCAUUUUCCUGAUUAUUUUUAGCAGACAAAACUACUUACUAGAAACUGAAAGGCAUAAAAGGAAAUGGUGUCAGCUGCCACUGAGGAGUGUGACUCAAAUGCUGUCAUCCCUUUCUUAAAUGUGUGGCCAAGGUCUAACAAACAAAACGUGGAUGCCUUCCCCAGUCUGUAAUUCAUCUGCUUCAUCCAAGCUCCACAGAGCACCGUGGCAUCUAACGAAGUCCUGCUGUGUGUGAAGGGGAGGGUUCUUACUCUGAGAUUUUUAGAUCAUAUUUCCAUUGGUAAAAUAUGGGAUCUGGGGGCUGGAGAGAUGGCUCAGUGGUUAAGAGCCCCGACUGCUCUUCCAGAGGUCCUGAGUUCAAUUCCCAGCAACCACAUGGUGGCUCACAACCAUCUGUAAUGGGAUCCGAUGCCCUCUUCUGGUGUGUCUGAAGACAGCUACAGUGUACUUAUAUAAAAUAUGGGAUCUGUCUCGGAGGGCUGUGGACAGAUGUAUUUAUUUCACUCAACAGCUGGCCAGGUGGAAAACAUAUACAGCCAUUUCAUUAGACCAGUCAUGACUAAAGUACCUUAAUUAAAGAAAAUACUUUU